AAACUCCCUCUUCUUCUUCUUCUUCUUCUUCUUCUUGGAUACGAACACCACAUAUGGCAGGAUUGGCAGCCAUGCCCAUUCGAUUAUCAUUCUUCUCGGGUCCCAGGACUGCUAUAGAAAUGAGGAAUAUCAUGACAGAUGUUAUUCAAUCAAGUAGCACCAAUAUGCGAUUACCGAGCAGUCAAAGAAGAGUUACUUCUUUUCGUCGCUUGGUGAAGUCUGUCCAAACCUCCACUCAUAUGUCUGUCCCAGGCACUUCAUCAACGAGGGAAGAAAAAGUUCCGUCGAGCUUCUUGAGGGACAAGAAGGUGGCUCCUGAUUCAAAUCCUCCUAGCAUGCAAGAUGUCAACCUUUUGUAUCAGUUUUUCGAUCAGAGUACCAAGCUAGUGGUAUUGACCGGAGCUGGAAUUAGCACAGAAUGUGGUAUUCCCGACUACAGAAGUCCAAAUGGAGCUUACAGUUCUGGUUUCAAACCAAUUACCCAUCAGGAGUUUCUCCGCUCUACUCGGGCUCGCAGACGUUAUUGGGCAAGGAGUUAUGCUGGGUGGAGACGGUUUAAUGCUGCACAGCCCAGUGCAGCUCAUACUGCUUUAUCAUCUCUGGAAAAAGCUGGUUGGAUUGACUUAAUGAUUACACAGAAUGUUGAUAGGUUGCAUCAUCGUGCUGGUAGCAAUCCAGUUGAAUUGCAUGGUACUGUAUAUAACGUGAUUUGUGUAGAUUGUGGUUUUUCCUAUUGCCGGCAUAUAUUCCAGGAUCAACUUAAGGCCCUUAAUCCAAAGUGGGCAGCGGCAAUUGAAAGUUUGGACUAUGGAAACCCUGGAUCAGACAAGACCUUUGGCAUGACACAAAGGCCUGAUGGUGACAUUGAGAUUGAUGAAAAAUUCUGGGAGGAGGAUUUUGACAUCCCUACAUGCCAAAAGUGCAGUGGAGUGCUGAAGCCUGAUGUUGUCUUUUUCGGCGACAAUGUUCCCAAGGACAGAGCUGAUAGGGCAAUUCAAGCUGCAAAAGAAUGUGAUGCUUUUCUUGUACUAGGAUCAUCUGUAAUGACGUUUUCUGCCUUUCGGCUUGUCAGGGCUGCACAUGAGGCAGGUGCUGCCACUGCAAUUGUAAAUGUUGGAGCUACUCGAGCUGAUGAUUUUGUACCGUUGAAAAUCAAUGCUCGACUAGGAGAGCGUUACAGAUUUUGCCAAGAGUGCUUCACAUGGGAUCCCUCAGCGUCCCUGCUUCCAGGUGACACUAUUCGGAAAUGGUUUGGAUUAUCAGAAGCUUUUGGCGCCACAGGAGGUUCAGAUGAUUGUAAUGGUCUAUUUUGUCUAUUCUUUAAAUGUGUUUAUAAAGCUCUGCACUAACUGUAUUAUAUUAACAAUGAAUUCUUAUU
Argentina anserina (silverweed cinquefoil) is the source of this 1378-nucleotide messenger RNA. RefSeq names its product NAD-dependent protein deacylase SRT2. The transcript has 11 exons. The record is from RefSeq and is a predicted model, not a curated record. Lineage: Eukaryota; Viridiplantae; Streptophyta; Magnoliopsida; Rosales; Rosaceae. Gene Ontology annotation, cellular component: nucleus. The coding region runs from base 54 to 1349 and encodes 431 amino acids. Gene Ontology annotation, molecular function: NAD+ binding; NAD-dependent protein lysine deacetylase activity.